Molecule: messenger RNA, 2371 nt
Organism: Darwinula stevensoni
Lineage: Eukaryota; Metazoa; Arthropoda; Ostracoda; Podocopida; Darwinulidae
Source: the annotation of a GenBank genome assembly
AUUCGACGGGGGAAGGCUCGAGGCUGCUCGACUCAAACGAGAUGCAGCACGGGAGCAGACGACGGCCGUGACGUCACGUGACACCUAUGCAACAUGGCAGACAACAUGGCGCGAGACUAGUUCAACCCUAACCUAAUUCUCCGUCUGUCUCCAACCAGCUUUAAUUCAGUGGUUGACAGCGGAAUGAGUGAAUCAAGUGGGGGAGAGGAUGCAGGGGAACGUGUCAGACGUCAUGAGUCAUAAUUUCCAUCACCCUCACCAUGGCCACCCGCACAACCAUGGUCACAUCCAUGGACACGGUCACAACCACGGCCAUGGUUUAACUCACGGUGUGAUAACUUGCCCCGCCCCACCCCGACACCUUGCCCCUCAUGACCCCUCUCUCCCUCAUUCCCAUUCUCACGCGUACUUCCACCCGCCCCCCUUCUACGAACACCAACACCACUCGUUCAACCCGCCCCCCAACGCAAACCCGGUCGGGAUCAACAGCUAUCCGUGUUACCCGAGUGGAGAGGCCCUGCCCGUGUUCCCUCCCCCGGGGAAGAUCCCCCAUCCGUAUCCAUGCCUUCCCCCCUCCGCUCCCCAUCCUCCUUCGCACGUGCACCCCGAUCACCGGCAGAUGUUCGUGCCGUGGCACCAGCCCCACCCCGACUUGCAGUCCCACGCCCAGAGCCAGGGUCAAGUUCAAGUGCAAGUCCAAGCUCAGCCUCCAGCCGGCUUGGAGGCUCCGGCUCCCGACGACUGGAGGAGGAGGCGGAGCGUCCACUACAAGUAUCCCUCGAAUCCUCUGCGGGUCGCAUUCGUUCCCCGGGGGUGGAAGCGUGAGAUCGUCAACCAAUCUGUGAUCUACAUCACACCCAGCCAGGUGGAACUAUGUUCCAUGGAGGAAGUGUGUUCCUAUCUGCUAAGUGCAGGCACUUGCAAGUGUGGUCUUCACUGUCCUCUCAAUGUCCCUCAAGUCUUCUGCUUUGACCCUCAGGUCCCGUCUUGUGGCAUGGGUUCGGAGCCAAAUACUCCAGUGAGCGUCUGUGGGGUCCAUUCGCAGUCCCAGUUUCCCGCUUCCAUCCCUCCCCCCAUCGACACCAGCAGCCCUCGAACACAUGAUGAAGGAGGAGUUCGAGUCUCAACCAACAUGGAAGGAGGAGAUAAUCUGAUGAAGUCAGACAGCCGAGUGGGAGGGCAGGAAUCUCCCUACCCAUGGAAGGGGAAGAAAGGAGUGAAGGAUGUUGGAAGUCCCCCGACGUUCCUCGACGAUCCCUCGGCCUACCUCGCCCAACAGGCGGCCAUCCUCAACGAGACCCUGAAGCCGGGGACAGACACGAGUUCCAGCUCCCUCAGCGAGUUCUCGCCGUCGACGUCGGAGAUGAACACCAGCGUGGAAUCCGAAGACAGCCAGGUGGUUCACACGACCACACGUGAGGACGGCAGUGGGGCCCGCAGUGCAAGCAUCGGGGAACCCCCACCCAAAAAGAAACAUAAGAAGAAGGAUCGUAAGGUGGAAGGAAGUGUUCAGAGCCCCACCAUUUCUGCCACGUGUCAGCUCGGACCUGACGAUAACAUGAAUCAUGGCCAGAGUACUCGAAUGGCCGCUCCCAUCACUGCUUCAACUGCGAUCUCCAUAGUAACACAGCAGCCUCCUACGAUCGGAAUGCCCCUUCUACAAGUCUUAUCUCCGACAACUGCCACGGGUUUCCUUUCCUCCCCCGGCGGGACGGGAACUCCGACUGGAAUCAUCUGUCUUGGCACAGGACCAGGAGGAACUCAAUUGACCAAUCAGCUGACCAUUCCGAUGCAGUUCGGCCUGGGUCCCAUCUCCGGUCCGGGAUUCGUGGGACCCGGUCCCGGAAAGCGGAAAUCCCGCCGUAAGAGAUCCCAGGCCCAGACGGUGGCUUCCAUGUUGCAGAGUACGUCUCAAAGCCACCAGCAUCAAUUGGGUGUGAAUUUUGGAGGGAUGGGGACGGGUUUCAUCGUGCCAUCGACGGCCCUCCUUCCGACCUUCGGCUCCAUGUUGGGUGCUGCAGCAGUCAUCAUUCCCAGCAGUACCGCUAACACGGGAACCGGAAAGCUCGGGGGAGGGAUCGGGACGAGCGUCGGGCCGCGGUUGCUGGGGCCCGGGAACGUGGUGGUGGGAUCCGCAGCCGAUUGGGGGUCCGCAUUUGGCGGCGCCCAACUGGUGACCAACACCACGACCACUGUGUUUCUUCCCAGCAUCCCCAUCUUGCCAAAUGGGACAAUCCUCACCACUGGGGAUAUGGGGGCAGCCAUUAUGAACAAACCCAUCUUGAGCCCCAUGCCUAGUCAACUCAACAAACUUCAGCCACUUCUGCCACCCACGAGUCAGUCUUGCUUCCUUUUUACAUCGUUUCCCUGA